AUGGCUCAUUCAAAAGAUGUCGAUCCAAAGCAAGAAAUGUCUGAAUUGAUUAGACGACGUUCUGAAGUUUUGCAAAAAUUGUCCAAUUUGGAAAAACAAAUAUACAAUUUUGAGACUACUUAUCUUGAAGAAUCUUCUGAAAAUGGGAAUAUUAUUAAAGGUUUCAACAAAUUAUUGGAAUCUGCAGUUGCUGGAAUAUCUUCAGGCGCAGCAUUAAAUUUAGUUUCUGGGCAUUCUAAGGGCCGACGGCCUCCAAAGAGACAUUUUGAGGAAACUGACAGAUUUUUUUCUUUGUCUUCGGUUACUUCGCCUGUUUCGCUUAGUUUAAAUUUAAAUGCUUCUGCUGAUGGUUUGGUUAAUGAGUCUUCUCAAAAUGGAAUUUUACAAAAGAAUAUUCUUACAAACGGAGAUAAACAAUUUACCAAAAACAAUCCAAAUACUCGAUCACACGAUCAAAAUUGUGACAAUAUUGCAAAAUCUGCAGAUGCCGAACAGCAGAAUGUUGGUGGGGGAGGGGGAGGGUUGGUUUCGACAUCGACACUUAAACGGGCUCGCCGUGUUAAUGAAUGA
Molecule: messenger RNA, 570 nt
Organism: Meloidogyne enterolobii
Lineage: Eukaryota; Metazoa; Nematoda; Chromadorea; Rhabditida; Meloidogynidae
Source: the annotation of a GenBank genome assembly